GCACUUCGCAUGCCCCUCGUGCCAGCUCCGUCGUACCCUUCUUCCUCCUCGCUACUCUCCCUCGUCUCCUCCCUCCCUCCCCUCCCCUCCCCAACCCCACCCAUGGCGCCUCCGCUAAACCCUAACCCCGCGUAAUUUGCCUCCUCCCGUACCCGAGCCCGACCGCACCUCCUCGGUCCCCGCCCACCCCCGUGCCCGCUGCACCCGCCUCGCCGGCGGGAGGCGCAGGCCAGGGGCUCACGGGACAUGGAGCAUCACCACCACAAGCCCGGGCUGCGGGUGCGCCUCCGCAUCACCGCCGCGCGGCGCCGCGCGUGGCUGUCCGCGGGGCUGCAGUCCGCCUGCCGCAAGCCGCCGCGCCGCGACCCGUCCGACUCCGUCCACAAGGUCGCGCGCCGCGAGAUCGGCGGGGGCCACCGCCGGCCGCCGCGGCCCGCGGCGCCCUCCUCCUCCGCCUUCUCCUGCCCCGAGAAAUUCCGGAACUUCCAGCUGCAGGAAGAGUAUGACACCUAUGAUGAUGAAGUCCAUUUUCUUGUUCAGCUGCCCUUUUUGUGGAGCAGAACCAAAAUCAUUGAGAUUGUUGCAGCAAAGGAUGUCAUAUUUGCACUUGCCCAAUCUGGUCUGUGUGGUGCAUUUAAUCGAGCAACAAACAAGCGCAUAUGCUACUUGAAUAUAAGUCCUGAUGAGGUGAUUAGGAGUUUGUUUUACAAUAAAAACAAUGAAUCCCUUAUCACUGUUUCAGUUUAUGAAUCAGAUCGUUUCAGCUCACUCAAGUGCAGAACAACUCCAAUAGAGUACAUCAGAAGAGGCCAAUUGAACGAUGGAUUUCCUUUAUUUGAGACUGAAUCACUGAAAUACCCUGGUUUUGUUGAGUUUGAUGAUGUUAAUGGCAAAGUACUGACCUUUUCAGCACAGGAUAGCACCUACAAAGUUUUUGAUCUGAAGAACUACAAUUUUCUGUAUUCUAUAUGCGAUAAGAAUAUCCAGGAGAUCAAAAUAAGUCCUGGAAUCAUGCUCGUGAUUUACCAUAAGUCAGCUAAUCAUGUUCCGUUAAAGAUACUUUCUAUUGAGGAUGGAAGCCCACUGAAAACCUUUACUCAGUUGCUACAUCGGAGCAGAAAAGUUGACUUCAUUGAGCAGUUUAAUGAAAAACUUCUCGUGAAACAAGACAAGGAAAACCUACAGAUUAUUGAUGUUAGAAACUCCAAUCUGAUUGAGGUCAACAAAACCGAAUUUAUGACUCCUUCGGCCUUCAUCUUCCUCUACGAAAAUAAUCUAUUCCUGACAUUUUGCAAUAGGACGGUUGCAGCGUGGAAUUUUCGUGGAGAACUAGUUACAUCAUUUGAUGACCAUGAGUUGUGGCAUUCUAACUGCAAUACCAAUAAUAUAUACAUCACUGCGGACCAGGAUUUGAUUAUCUCAUACUGCAAAACUUCAAAGGAGGUCAGAGACAGGGAUGGCACCUGCGAGGGCAUAGGUUCCCCCACGGGAUCAAUUAACAUGAGCAACAUCUUCACGGGAAAGUGCGUCGCCAAGAUCUCCCCCCUCGACCCUACUCUCACAAUUGCUCCUCGAAAAAGAGGUGAUAGCAGCAGAUCUACCAUUCGGAGCACCGUUUCUGAUGCUCUUGAGGACAUCACCGCGCUAUUCUAUGAUGAGGAUCGCAACGAAAUCUACACCGGAAACAGUAAAGGCCUGGUGCAUGUCUGGUCAAACUAGUUUCACCUCCCCAACACCAACCUUGUAGAUACCUCUGUACCUGUCUUUCUCUUGCUGUUGCAUUACAAAUGUAAUGAUCUUCCGGUCUCUGAUAUAGUGGAAUUGUGGCUCCCAGACAUUAUACCAUUGGUAGAAUAAUCUGAGUGUAGAUUUUCUUGA
Oryza brachyantha (malo sina) is the source of this 1878-nucleotide messenger RNA. RefSeq lists its product as uncharacterized. The record is from RefSeq and is a predicted model, not a curated record. The transcript has 8 exons. Lineage: Eukaryota; Viridiplantae; Streptophyta; Magnoliopsida; Poales; Poaceae. Gene Ontology annotation, molecular function: protein binding. Bases 247 to 1719 code for a protein of 490 amino acids.